Molecule: messenger RNA, 1244 nt
Organism: Phacochoerus africanus (Common warthog)
Lineage: Eukaryota; Metazoa; Chordata; Mammalia; Artiodactyla; Suidae
Gene: CSDC2
Product: cold shock domain containing C2
Exons: 4
Coding region: 369-830 (153 amino acids)
Biological process (GO): regulation of mRNA stability
Cellular component (GO): cytoplasm
Molecular function (GO): mRNA 3'-UTR binding
Source: RefSeq, a predicted model, not a curated record
CCUGACGUCAGGAGGAAGGCGUGUGUGAGUGAGGGGCCUGAGGUGCCGCAUGCUCGCUCUCUCUCGCUCUCUCUCUCUCUCUCUCUCUCUCUCUCUCACACACACACACACACACACACAUACGGAGUCAUACACACAGCACAUCUCUCAGACCCAUCCCCUGCUCAUCAGCUCCAAGCACCAAAGAGGCAGAGGGCUGACGCGGCUGCAGGAGGCAGUGCCAGGACUUCUGCUGCCAGGGAGAGACGGAGCCUGUGGCUGGUGAGGCUGCUGAGCAGGGCCAGGCCGGGCCCUGCCCGCAAGGACGCCCAAGCCCUUCGCCGGCCCCUGCGCCCGGGAGCCCACCAGGCUCUCCGGCCGGCCCCACCAUGACUUCGGAGCCCACGCCGCCCCCGGUUGUGCCCCCACUCCACUCUCCCAAGUCCCCUGUCUGGCCCACCUUCCCCUUCCACCGGGAGGGCAGCAGGGUCUGGGAGCGAGGCGGUGUCUCAUCUCGCGACCUGCCCAGUCCCCUGCCCACCAAACGGACCAGGACAUACUCAGCGACAGCCCGAGCCUCGGCUGGCCCCGUGUUCAAGGGCGUCUGUAAGCAGUUCUCACGCUCACAGGGCCAUGGCUUCAUCACGCCCGAGAACGGGUCGGAGGACAUCUUCGUGCACGUUUCUGACAUCGAGGGGGAGUACGUGCCAGUGGAAGGCGAUGAGGUGACCUAUAAGAUGUGCCCCAUCCCGCCCAAGAACCAGAAGUUCCAAGCCGUGGAGGUGGUGCUCACCCAGCUGGCCCCACACACUCCCCACGAGACGUGGUCCGGCCAGGUCGUGGGCUCCUAGGCCGGGUGGCUCACGGGGCGGCCGGUGCGGGUAGGGGUGGGGGGAGCCACACAGGGUAGCCGGGCAGCGGCCAGCGCCAUGCCCCACUGCCCUGGCUGACCAGUCCCCGGGCGGCCUCGGUGUCUGUCUGUCCAUCUGUGCUUGUGGACGUGUGUGCCUCCCCCCGCACCCUGUGACCGUCGUGUGAGCUGGACCGAGGGGGAGGCCACCAGACCUGCCUUCUCUGCUUAUCCACUGUCUCCCCUCCCCUGUCCCCCAACGCCUGUCCACGUGUCCACGGAGCCUGAGGGGCUGCGCCAGGCCAGGGGCUGGGAUUGCCCAGACAAGCCGCUCCCGCUGCCCCUGCCCCAGGCCUGGCUCGGGGGCCAGACUCUGCUUGUGCUACUCACACCUCCACCCCGGGCUGGGGUCUCC